This is a messenger RNA of Solea senegalensis (Senegalese sole), 8592 nucleotides long. RefSeq names its product replication timing regulatory factor 1 (gene rif1). Gene Ontology annotation, biological process: telomere maintenance. The coding region runs from base 256 to 7953 and encodes 2565 amino acids. The record is from RefSeq and is a predicted model, not a curated record. Gene Ontology annotation, cellular component: nucleus. The transcript has 35 exons. NCBI's taxonomy places the organism in Eukaryota, Metazoa, Chordata, Actinopteri, Pleuronectiformes, Soleidae.
GGCGUGGUGGUUUGGCGCCAGCGGUUUCGCGGGGUAAAACAGCACAAGGAGCGGCGUCACACAAGCAGACGGAGGCUCUUAAACUCUGAGCAGUACAGGCCGGAGUUAAGAGUCUUUAAAGGCCCGGACAGAGCAGGUGAGGGCCGGUGUAAGUGCAGUGUCACUGCCGCCGCCGCUACUGCAUCAUCUUCUUCUUCUAGUUGCUCCUGAGGAGUCGCGUCCUAAAAAGACAGACCUCGUUGGGGGUGAGUUAUAAUGAUGGCGAUGGCGGGGCCUCCGAGCAGCCCCGGCAUCCUUCCUCUGCUGGAGUCGCUGGAGGAUAAAGCCGCUGGACACGCCGAGCAAACAGACGCCUACCUCACCAUCGCCAACCGGCUCAGUGGAGAGGAGGGCCGACAUUUUCUCCCUGCAGUUGAAAAGCACUUUUCUCGUUUGGGUAAAACCAUCUUGACUCACAUAACCAGUUCGAAUGCAGAACUGAGCCAAGCCGCCCUGCAAGCUUUGGGGUUUUGCGUGUACCAUUCUCAUGUUUCCUCUGCCGUGCCCGAAGCCUCUGCCGCAGAAAUACUAUCAGCACUUUGCUCCCUGGUGGUGAAAUCCACGGAUAAGAACACGUGCAUCAGGGCAUUAUGGGUCAUCUCCAAACAGACGUUUCCUUCAGACGUAGUCGCCAAAAAAGUGUCGUCUGUCCUGGGGACACUGGAGAGUGUGUUGAGCAGAGAGGACAUCCAGUCUGUUGUCUUGGAGCAUGAAGCCUUGAACGUUAUAAUCAGGAUGCUGGAGCAGGCACCAGCUCAGAUGGGUGAAGGAGCGGUGCGGUGGGCGAAGCUGGUCAUUCCUCUGGUCGUUCACUCCGCCUCCAAGGUGCGUCUGCGGGCCGCCGCAGCCAUGGAGAUGGGCAUGCCUCUGCUGCUGGGCAAACAGAUGGAGGUGGCUGCCAUCAUCGAACCCUUGAUGUCCACGAAACUGAUUCCAGAGCUGCAGAAACUUUUCAUGUCCAAGAAUGAAACCAACGUCCUGAAGCUCUGGCCUUUAUUUGUCAAACUACUCGGGAAGAUGCUGCACAGAGGAGGUCCCUUCAUCAACUCCCUGCUGCAUCUGGAGGAGCUCGGCUUCCGCAACUCGUCUCCAACCAUCAAGAAGAUUGCGUUUAUUGCCUGGAAGAGCCUCAUAGACAACUUCUCCCUCAAUCCUGACAUCCUGUGCAGUGCCAAACGUAUUAAGCUGCUGAUGCAGCCGCUCACAUCCAUCCACGUCAGGACUGAGGCCCUGCUGCUCACCAAGGUGGAGGUGUGGUGGUACCUGGCCGUGCAACUGGGACCCAACCUGUCGUCCAACUUCGAUCAGGUUUCCCUUCCUCUGCUCCAGUGUACCAUUGGUUGUGACUCCUUGUCGGUCCCAGGUACGCCAUCCAGAGCCGUCGCUCAAAAUGGCGCUGCCGCACCCGUCACGCCCAAAACUGGAACCCCAGCCAUCAACAGUGCAGGCGCCACACCUCGGAUGAACCUGAACUCCAGCAUCCAGGUCCCUUCCACCUACCCUUCCAUCCAGCUCCUGGGCCUGGAGAUGUUGUUCCACUAUUUUCUCGGACCAGAGGUCGUUGCUGCGGCGGCGAAAAGAAAACUCACGCUAAGUCUUGAGCCGCUGAACCACCCGCUGCUCUCCGGCGCUUCCUCUUUCACUAAACACGCUGCUGUCCUCAUCUCAAACAUCAGAGACGGAUUCACCAACAUCGGCAAAGACGCUCCAGAUUCCCUGUUGGCCGUCAUAUGGACGAGUCUCGUCCGAUUUGUCAACCUAACUAUCGAGUCUGGCGUUAAGAAGGACCGUCAGGGCUGCGAGGUUCUCACGCUGAUGCUGCAGGCUCUGCAGAGCAUCGUCACCUCAGAAGCUCUGCCUGCAGACAGAGUCCUGAUUCUGUUCGAGGCCACAGUGAAGGGAAUCCCGCAGAGAGUUCUCGGCUCUGCUUCCUACCAAGUUGGCAAGAUGGAUGUUCUAAAUGGAACACCAGCCCUGUAUCUCAUCCUCCUCCUCUACAACAGCAGCAUGCUCUCCGCUUACAUCGAGGACGAACGGUUCUUUCAGUGCCUUCAGAUGCUGGUGGGCUGCGGCUUGUCGGGCCACACCUCCCCGUUGGCGUUUAGCGAAUCGGUGCUGGGCGCCAUCGGCGGCAGCGCCGGGUCCGUGCAGAACAAAGAGCAGCUGUGGAGGAUGUGGAGCGCGGUGGUCGGCCCGCUCACUGACACCAUCACGCAGUCUAACGAAGUCAACCAAGGCGACGCUCUGGAGCACAACUUCAGCGCCAUGCACUGUGCCCUGCUGUUUCCCGUCACACACUUUCUACGCGGCUCACCACUACAGCAGGCCGCGCAGAAGUCCAUGCUGUCCACGUGGUCUAAGCUGUACAAGGUGUUCGCCCGCUGCUCGGCGCUGGUGGUCACUGCUGAGGAGAACAUCUGCUGCGAGGAGCUCUGCGCUAAGAUCACAGCCUCAGUAGACAAAGACGUUUUAGUGGUUCCUUCAAACCUGAAUGCCAUCACCAGUGUCCUCCACGUCAUGGUCGAGUGUGUCGACUUCUCGCCGUACUCGCCUCAGUUUCAGCAAAAGCUAAAGUCUCCUCACACUCCUGUAAACUGGAUGAAAAAGAGGAACAAGGCCUUGGGGAACCUGUUCACAUUCCAGUCCCUGCUCGUCCAAUGUCUGGAAUUCUAUCUGGAGAACCCCGAGGCUUCUUCUGAAGCCACGGGAGUCGCCCUCAUUUCCAUCAUGUCCACUCUCUUCGCCAACCUCGUCCUCACCAAUGCCGUCCAGGAAGCGUUCGCCUCUCUGAUUCAACCUCUCACCCUUUUCUACAAACGAGCCGCCAGUGACCCGCCAGAGUUCACAUCACAGAUCCUGUUAAAGCUCGAGAAGCUUUUUGGUGACGUGCUCGGCUGCUUGCAGAGCCGCUCUGCCCUGGCCUUCGAUGACGAGCUGCUCGCUCUACUCUCUCCGCUGCUCUGUGUGCUGUUUCCUCACAAGAACAAGCACCUCCGAACCUCCGUCACCCAGUUCUGGAACGCCACCUUCGCCAACUCUGUCAGCAUCAAUUACCCCGAAGAGAUCAGACCCAUACUGAGCCAUGUGAAACAGACAAUCCCGAUCAUUCUCCCCGGUUUUGAAGCCGUUACUGUUUCUGAUGAGCACAGUGAACAGUAUUCCAGUGAGAGUUCCCAGUUGGAGACCAAGCUCAGCGGGAUGCCCAUUUCCUCUGCGGGGAAGAGGGACUCGCUGCUGGGAAAGGCUGCUGAGCCCAACGACAAGAGCUCCAAAAAGACCUCCAAGGCAGUAUCUACAAAGCUGGACUUUGGUUCUCCUAAGCCUCCCAGAAGAGAGGUUUUGGAGGAAGAGGCCUCCAUUGACUUCGUCUUCAUUCCUCCUGAGACGAAGCAAAGAGUUUUGACCGAGCACCAGAAGGAAGUGAAGAGGACUAAGAGAGUUGACAUCCCGGCCAUGUACAACAACCUCGAUGCUUCUCUGGAUACAACAGUUUUCUCUCAAUACACCCAGAGCCAAGAAGACUCUUCUGAGGACAAACUGCCAACAGAACAAGUGGAUAAGAUGAUUGAAGAAACUCUUGACAAGGUUCCUCCGGAAGAGAGCAAAAAUAAAGACCAUGAAGUUCUCAUAGAAGAAAAUAAAGACGUUGCCAGCCCAACAGAAGCAGAGAACAAGAUGAUCCCAGAGUCAUCAUCAGAUGUUUCCAUGGAGGAAGAGGCCAAGGCUGGUGAUAAAUCCGAAGACAUGGACACACAGUCUAAGGAGGAGGACUUGAGUCCUAGCCUCUCUGGCUCCUCAGAUUUGGUGUCGGGGACUCCUCAGAAACCCAACAGUCGCCGUCAGUCCUUUAUCACUUUGGAGAAGUAUGGUGAGGGCAAGCCCGCCAGUCCGAAUAGUGGAUCCAUAUUCGCUGGUCGUCUUGUAAAGACCCCCAAAACCCAAGAACGCAAUGAUGCCAAGAAGUCACCACCUUCUCAGCCUUCCCAGACAUCCACUACUUCAAAUUCUCAGGAUAUUGAAAAAACUGAUUUGCAGCAUCCUGUAAACAGUACCAUGGAGUCCCCUCGAAGACCAAAGGACUCUGGGAUUGCUACUGAACCCGUAAAGCUGACUGAGAGACUCCCCAGUGACACAACAGAAGAUGAGGAUGUUAUUCCAGACACCCAAGCUGAGGCGGAGGGCAAGGGGACUACAAAAGUGGAUUCCACGUCAGAGAACAUGGAAUCAUCAAGUCAAGAAGAGGAAAUGGUGGAUUCUCAAUCCUCUGCGACGGAGACCUCUCCAGUUGACCCUCAACUGUCUGGGCGCAGUAGAGUCAAACCUCUGCUGCCCGGAGAAGACCCCGAAGAAUCAGAAAAGAAGCAUUCGCUGUUGAAAAGGAAACGUUCUGGGGAGGAGUCAAAAAGUGACCCACCAAAGACAAGCCCAGUACAAAGCAGAGUAACCAGGAGGAGUCUGCAGGUUGCAGAGGAGGAGAUUGCCAGAGCUAAAUUACGAACAAGGGCUCAGAAGGAGAGGAGUGACUUGAGCCAAACCAACUCUCAGGGUAGACCACAGAAAAAGAUGAAACUGUUUAGUAAUUCAGGUAAUUUCCUUGAUAAACCUGAAUCCAAAAGAAGAACCAACAGGGAGCGGGAGUCCAGCCAAACAGACCUGUCUGAUUCUGACAGCCCAUCACAGGGUAGUCGGCGUGGUCGGCGAAGCAAAGCAUCAUUAGAGAAUGAAGAGAAGGGCUUGAAGAAGAGGGAGAGUGAACAGUCAAGUCAAACUGCCACACAGGAACUUGAGGUUGUAGAACAAACCGAAAAGGAUGAUCACAAACCUGAGAGAGACUCCCAGGUGUUCACUGCAUCCCAAGAGGUUGAUCUUGCAGGAAUGACGAAAAAGGAUGUUCACGAGGUGAAAACGGACUCUCAGCUGGUCACCUCUUCCCCUCAAAGCAGUGACAAACCCGACAAUGAUGAGCCUAAACAGACUAAAAACGAUGAUCCUGUGGUAAAGGACGACUCUCAGAUGAUGACUCUUUCCGCUAAAACUGGAGAUGGAUCCCAAGAAUUUGUGGGAAAAGAUGACAGUGAGCCAAAACUUGAUUCUCCUGUUGUCGCUCAUGGUCAAUCCCAAGAGUUUGAGCUUGUUAAAAAGACCAAAUUGGAGAAGAUAGAUUCUCCGAUAGUUGCCUCUUCAACUAGUGAGUCCCAAGAUGGAUCAAACGUGCUGGGGAAUGAGUUGGAGGUCAAAGAUAAAGACAAAACAAUGGAAAAGACUGAUGACGGUCUUAGUCAAGAUGACUCUCAAGCGAUUACACCCUUAUCCUCUGAUAGCCAGUCUGUCCGUAAAUCCAGAAGAAGCAAGGCUUCGCCUGACGGAGCAGAGUCUGAAGACAAAAGUGACAAUAAGAAUUCAAUGGGAAGGCAGAGUCGGUCUAGUUCCAAGACAAAUAUAUCAGCUGUCAGUCAGGCAGAAGCUAGUAUAGGAGGUAGAACCAGAAGGAGCAAAGCACACGAGGAGCUGCCUAAAUCAAGUCCUAGCUCAACCCCGGAAGGCUCUCAGUCAUUGGACACUCCUGGAUCAACAGAGUCUUCCCAAGGAAAGGGCAGAUACACAAGGCGAAAAUCUUCUCAAGCUUUAGCUAGUGUGGAAUCCUCAGAGCCUAAAUCCCCAGGGGCCAGAGAACCUUCCACUAUGCCCAAAAAGAGAGGGAGGAAACCCAGGUCUUCUCUUCCAAGUCCUCUUACCAUUGAAUCUCAGGAGGACAGAAUUGAUGGUGAUAUGGUAAAUGAUGCUGCUGAUUCUCAAGAAGUAGAUACACAAAGCAUAGAGGCUGAAAAUGCAACCCAUGUAGAGAAAGCCUUAGCUAGUGUGGAAUCCUCGGGGCCCAAAUCCACAGGCACCAGAGAACCUUCCACUAUGCCCAAAAAGAGAGGGAGGAAACCUCGGGCUUCUCUUCAAAGCCCUCUUACUCUUGAAUCUCAGGAGAACAGGAUUGAUGAUCUGGUAAAUGUUGCUGCUGCUGCUGAUGAUUCUCAAGAAGUAGAUACACAAAGCAUUGAGGCUGGAAAUGUAACCGAUGUAGAGGAAUCGCAGCAAAUACAAGAUUUACCACAGUCUCAGUCACUCGUGGAGGAGGAGCAACAAGUCAACGAAUCGCCAAUGGAGGUUGAGGUAGACACUGUUGCACCCGCAGAACCUGUUGCGCUAGAGAAGACGGAGAUUGACGACACAGAAACGAGGAACGAGCCGCCUUGCAAGAAUGAACAAAGCAACUCGGUCACUAACGUGGACGGCAACUCCUCACAAGAAAAAGACACUGGGGACCGUGAAAUCCUUGAAGAGAAAAGUAUAGAACAGGUGAAGGGAAAUGGGUCUAGCGAUUGUCCAUUUGCUCUGGAUGAACAGGUGCCCUCUGAUGGGACAACAGAGGCACCUCAGGUCUCAGAGUCUUCAGAGGACAAAGCUGAAGACGUUUCUGAAACUGGUGGCAGUGGCGAUGGAAAUCAAAUGGCCGAUUCAGACCACGAACAUCCAGUUGUUCCUCAGGAAGGCACAGUUCAAAACCAAAUCCAGAGUGUCAAUGAGCUUUCAAAGGAGGAUGAACAACCGGUCUCAAACGAGCAGAUGGAAGCACAUGCUUCCAAUGAGGAUGAGGUCCCUCCUCUGCAGGAGAACGCCGAUGACGUAGAAACCCAGAUCGAGGAGUGUCGGGAUGAAGAUCAAACUCAGAAGGCGACUACUGAGAACAACGUGGCCGUAAAUUUGGACGCUGCUCUGAGUGAACUUUGCGACGCACCAGUGGCUGCAGACUCUAUGAGCAACAAUGUUUUCCAGGAUUCUCCAGUGAAGCAGAAAGACCUGGAGGCUCUCAUGGCCUCAGAUAUUGGCCAAAGUCCAUCCAGUGGCAGAAUCAGAGGAACCUGGUCUCCUUCAGCCUCCCCUUCCACCAGCAUUCUAAAGAAGGGCCAGAAGAGACCACUAGAGGAGGACACUCCCUCGCCUCUUGUCAAAUCCAGACGCGUGUCCUUCGCUGAUCCGAUCCAACAUCAGGAGAUCGCAGACGACAUUGAUCGUCGCAGUCCCGCCGUCAGAACCAGCUCCCCCAGAAGAUCCAGAAUUAGUGCCAUCCCACAACCCAAGUUCAUCACGACUCCAACAAAGGGCGUGCUGAUCCUGAGCCCCAGAAAUCUGCGAAAUCCGGGUUUUAAGAGCUCCAAGAAAUGCUUGAUUUCUGAAAUGAGCUUGGAGCCUCGACCUGUCCCCAGAGAUUGUAUCUAUCCUGCUUUAGUUGGCUGCUCAGCACCCGUAGAAGCUGUGCUACCUCAGAUAUCGUCCAACAUGUGGUCUCGUGGGUUUGGGCAGCUCGUCCGAGCCAGAAACAUCAAAACGGUGGGUGACCUCAGUGCCCUAACCCCCACCGAGAUCAAAACUCUGCCAAUUCGCUCCCCAAAGAUCUCCAACGUCAAGAAGGCGCUUAAAAUUUAUGAACAUCAGCGUAAAGGUCGGAGUGUGGACGACUUGAAGAGUUUUGAUGAAACGGAGAUGAUGGCCUCUGAACUGGAGGAGACCAGUGCUCCUCAAAACCAGGAUGAGGAGGAUAAGACCUCAACUGAGACACUAGCCACAGAGUUGGUGGACGAGCCUGUUCCUGCAGAGGAGAGGCUGCCGCCGCAGCAGCAGGAGGAGGAGGACGUCUCUGAUGAUCAGACACCUGCAGGAGAACAUCCUCCUCCUGAAGAACAGCUUCACCCAGUCGCGCUGCCGUCAGAGGUGGAGGCCCUCGCCUGCAGGAUGACGCCACUAGAACUCAGUAGCUGCUCGCCUCACCAGCUCGUUCAGAUGCACGAGCGGCUGGGAGGCAUGAUGGGUCGCGUGGUGGUCGAGCUGCAGACGCGCCUCAGCCAGACUGAAAGUAAAACCUGAAAGUGGCUUCUGCCGGAUCGGACUGCCGAGGCACAUAAGAAGAUGGAUGUACUCAAAAAAUAAUCGUGACUAUGGAUUAAAAUAACCCGCCGAGGCCUCGUCGUGUUGAAUCAGGAGAAUUUGACACUCUGCUCUCGCAGGCCUUGGCGGCUUCUUCCUCACCUUUUUUUGGAUUUCCCUUUUUGAAUAUUUUAUUAAAUGGUAGCAGCAAAUAUUUUUAAUAUCUAGCUUGUGCUGUUUGGUAGUUUAUACAGUUUUAAUAAACACACGAAGGGAAGCACAGUCACACUUUUUUAAACUGUGUUGGACAUCUAUUAUAAAUGGUUGUAAUCUGGACAUUGAUGGUAUUGUUGACUUUGUAACUGACCCCUGAUGUAAUUCCACAUGUCCUGGACUCUGUGUACAUACUAUUAUUUUUGUCAGUCGAUCCCCUGAGACACUUAAUUAUUCAAGUCAUCAGUGUUCUUGUACAUUUUUGUUGUUUCUUAGUUUGUAAACAUUUUUCUUUCUUGUCUUUCCUCAUUUUAAUGUGUAAAAAAAACAAAAAACCCUCCAGUAGAUGAUGCGCACUUCAGUCAUUAUUUGUGCUUUUAAAACUUUUUUAAAUAAAAGGCUACAAUGAUGAGAAUUUCUAAAGUA